Cylindrotheca closterium is the source of this 456-nucleotide messenger RNA. The record is from the annotation of a GenBank genome assembly. Lineage: Eukaryota; Bacillariophyta; Bacillariophyceae; Bacillariales; Bacillariaceae.
AUGAGAGUCCGUUGCUUCUCUUCUUUUGUUUGGGAGCCUCUAGAAUCGCCUAUCAUCUACUUGCAAUGUGAAAAAGUAGCGAGAGAAGAUCUAGAUUCAGCGAGCUGGUUCCAAGACAUAUCUGCUGUUGGACCCACCAUGUGCCGUUUGUCAGUUCGUGGAGCUCAUCAUGCUCUGAUACAACAGAAGCCAAUCCAGGAGCAUCUAGUCUCAUUAUUUUGCAUCUUCAAGAAUUACCACAAAGUUCGAGAGCACGGUGGACAACAAGAAAACUCUUCAAGAAUCUUGUGGGAAAACUGCCUACGACUGAAACAAGCUUUCUGCAAUGUCACGAUCAAUGGCAAAGCUAUAGCUGCACUAUCUAUUUUGUUUGAACCAAUUCUUGGUCAUGGGCAACGAACCAACUGGGUUCCUGUGUUCUUGGAAGCUACCAUAGCUCGAAGCAAGGAGAUCUAA